Molecule: messenger RNA, 1940 nt
Organism: Paramecium sonneborni
Lineage: Eukaryota; Ciliophora; Oligohymenophorea; Peniculida; Parameciidae
Source: the annotation of a GenBank genome assembly
AUGUAAAUUAAAAAAAUAUAAGAAAUCAAUUGCUAAUGUUGUGUAUAUAGAAACAACAUAAAAUUAUUAGUCAAGGGUGAAAAAGGUUUAUUAAGAAAAGUGGUUAUUUCUUUAUAUGAAAGAUAUCCUCCUUAAGCAGCACCUAUUAUCAAACCAUCUAUAAAACUAAAAUAACCUACUUUAGAAUAAUUGUUUUCCCGCCAAAAAUAGGCAAAAGAAGAAGCUAAAGAGUAAAUUUAAAAAUAGCCUCUUGAAAUGCAAGUCUAUAUAAAGGUCUAUUGUCUAGGAGAGGAAUUGUUUUGCUUUAACUUAGAUGAAAGCAUAAAUCUAUGUAAAUCAGAAGUGAGAUAAUAAACACUCAAUUUAUAAUUUGCUGAUAGAAUUCUGUCACUUUAUGAAUGUCCAAAUGAAAUAUUAGAAUAAUUUAGAUCUAUCUUAAUUUGUAUCUAUAGAUUACAUUAUCUUUAGAAUUAUAAAGAGAUAAAAAAUAAUUAAUGAAUCACAGUAUUAAAACAUAAAAUCAGCCAGCAAUUGUAUAAUAGCAAUAAUAUCCAGAAAUCCAACCAAAAGAAAUACAAGAAAAAAGAGAAUUAAAUGAUUUCUAAAAGCUUAAACUUUAGAGAAAAUUAUUAGCUUCACAAUAAUAAUAGUAAUAAUAAUAAAUCGAAUAAAUACCUAAGUAAAUUAAAUCCAAAUAAUCAGAAAAUCUUAAUUCAUUUAAAUAAAUAAAUAUUAAAUUCUAAUUACCAUCAAUUCUAUGGUCAUAUAUAUUAUCAUUCAUUGAUAUGCAUUAAUUGUUAAGAUUAAGAUUAGUAAAUAAAUUAUUUGGAUAAUCAAUCAAUAAUUAAAUUCAUACCUUAAAUUAUUAGCAUGUAGGUGAAAUUCCCUAUGACACUUUAUGUAGAACAUUAACAAAAUUUACUAAACUAAGACAUUUGAAUUUUGGUCCUUUAAAGUUCAUCAAACCUUCAUAAUUAUAAGAUAUUAAAAUAAAUUCUAUCCCUCAUCUACUUAGCUUAAAUUUUAAAGAUUAUCAUGCUUUGACUGACAAAUUGUGUUCAAAAUUUAUUUAUUAAUGUGUUAAUCUGAAAUCAUUAGUUUUACCUUACAAUUCAAAAAUUACAAAUGAAACUAUUACAUUAAUAUCUUAAAAACUCCCAUAUCUCGAAAGUUUAAAGCUAGUCGAAAAAGAAAAAGCCCAACUUAAUGAAGAUAUUGACUUUACAUCAUUUUUACCAAUAUUUUAACUCCGACAUCUUAGUUACAUCAGAAUUCCUUUUUUGUAAAUAGAAUUUUUUAUGAAAUAUUCGUAAUCAAAUGAACAGAAUCCUUUUAAUUCAAUAAAAUAGAAAAUUAAAUUUGGUACUAUAAUAUUUUAAGUUUUAAAUGCAAAUCAAAUUUCCUAAUUUUUAAGUUUUCUUUAAAUCAACAAUUAGAUUAAUAAGUUAAGCUUAGGAGAAUUAUAAAUGAAAAAUUAAACUUCUUUGAAACAUUCUGUAUUAUUUGAUGAGAGAAUUUUUUAGCAAUUAAAUGGUAAUUAAAUAUUUUAUUUAAAGGGAUUUUUAAUUUCAGUUUUGGAGGGUUUGCGGAUGACGAAUUUUGCAAAAAACUCUGUACAAAUAAUCCUUAAAUUAAAUAACUUAAAAUAAGAUCAAAAAUGAUUACAGAUGAGGGUUUGAAAGUAAUUUAUUUAUUUUUAUUUUGAAUAGAAUAUCUUUUUAAAAUGUAAAUCAAUUGAGAAAAUUGAUGUAGCAUUUUGCUCUAUGAUAUGUGGUACAGGAUUUGAAUAUUUGAGUGAUAAAUCUCUUACUUUAGAAUAUCCAAAAAUUUAUAUAACUGUCACUCUAGAUGAUUACAAUAUGAAAUGUUUGGAGGAAUUAUUAGAACGAAAAGCAUAUGAUUGCAAACCAAAACUUAGAAAAAUUUAAAAGAAAAAUUGA